AUGAAGGAAGCUGAAGAAACCUUUGGUACUUAACCAGAACCCAGCCACUUGGCCAUUAAAGUGAACUCCAUCCUGGGGCUCCCCUCCAGAUAGCCUGCCACUGGGCAGCCAAGGCCAGUGUGUGGGGCCUUCAGUCUUUCCUCCCUCCUCCCCUCAAUCGAUCCAUCAGUCCUUGGCAGCCUGGAUUCCUUUCCCCAAACUCCUAGCACGAACUCAUUCUCUAUCCUGAUGGAUCAGCUACGGCAGUUUUGGGCCGACCACUUCUCCCGCCGUUUCACACCCAGGCGACCCCCACUGCGCCAUUUCUCCUCCAUGUCCACCUUCUACCUGUUGGACCACCAAACUCGCCAGGCUGAGCUAGGUCUCAGUUAUGGUCCUCCUCGCACUCAGCUCAGUGACCAGGCCUUUGUCUUCCAGGCUGGGAAGUGGGUGAUGGAAGGAGGGUGCACAGGUAACUUGCAACCCUUGAACCUCACUGCCUACUGGAAGCAUCCUGUCCACCAGGGCAAGAACAAGACAUUGCUGGAAGAAAAUAACUAUUUGAAGCUCCAACAAGAACUGCUCAUGGAUAUGCUGACAGACACCACAGCCCGGCUGCAACUGCUGGAAAAGAAGCUAGAUGUGGAUACAAGCCCUUUGGCUACUGCCUAUGUCUGGCAGAAGAUGAGAAAGAGGAAUGGAGUGCAGUUGAUAGACCCCAUGGCCCUUUUCCCCAGGUGA
Molecule: messenger RNA, 720 nt
Organism: Vombatus ursinus (common wombat)
Lineage: Eukaryota; Metazoa; Chordata; Mammalia; Diprotodontia; Vombatidae
Gene: CBY3
Product: chibby family member 3
Exons: 2
Source: RefSeq, a predicted model, not a curated record